AUGGGGGCAGACGGGGAGACAGUGGUCUUGAAGAACGUGCUCAUUGGCGUCAACCUGAUCCUUCUGGGCUGCUUGCUCAAGCCCUCGGGGUGUCAGCUGGAGGUCACCAUGGAAAGGGUCCAGAGACCAGCAGUGCAGGAGGAAGGAGGCGCUGCCAGCUACAAUGCAUCCAGCAAGGAACAGCCGGUGGUCUUCAACCACGUGUACAACAUCAACGUGCCCCUGGACAGCCUCUGCUCCUCGGGGCUGGAGGCCUCAGCAGAGCACGAGGUGAGCCCCGAAGACGAGGUGCUGACGGAGUACACGGGCCAGACCUCGGACCACGAGAGCCAGGUCACCUUCACACACAGGAUCAACCUCCCCAAGAAGGCCUGCCCGUGUGCCAGCUCGGCCCAGGUGCUACAGGAGCUGCUGAGCCGAAUUGAGAUGCUGGAGAGGGAGGUUUCGGUUCUGCGGGACCAAUGCACCAGCAACUGCUGCCCGGAGAGUGCGGCCACAGGGCAACUGGACUAUAUCCCUCACUGCAGUGGCCACGGCAAUUUUAGCCUCGAGUCCUGCGGCUGCAUCUGCGAGCAAGGCUGGUUUGGCAAGAACUGCUCGGAGCCCGCCUGCCCGCUGGGCUGCUCCAGUCGGGGCGUGUGUGUGGACGGCCAGUGCGUCUGUGACAGCGAGUACAGCGGCGACGACUGCUCGGAGCUCCGCUGCCCGACCGACUGCAGCUCCCGCGGGCUGUGCGUGGGCGGGGAGUGCGUCUGCGAAGAGGCCUACGCGGGCGAGGACUGCAGCGAGCUGAGCUGCCCCGGGGGCUGUUCGGGGAAGGGGACCUGUGCCAACGGUACCUGCCUGUGCCAGGAGGGCUACGUCGGCGAGGACUGCGGCCAGCGGCGGUGUCCGAACGCCUGCAGCGGCCGAGGACACUGCCGGGAGGGGCUGUGCCUCUGUGAAGAGGGCUACCAGGGCCCUGACUGCUCGGCAGUUGCCCCUCCAGAGGACUUGCGAGUGGCUGGUAUCAGCGACAGGUCCAUUGAGCUGGAAUGGGACGGGCCGAUGGCAGUGACGGAAUAUGUGAUCUCUUACCAGCCGACGGCCCUGGGGGGCCUCCAGCUCCAGCAGCGGGUGCCUGGAGAUUGGAGUGGCGUCACCAUCUCAGAGCUGGAGCCAGGUCUCACCUACAACAUCAGCGUCUAUGCUGUCAUUAGCAACAUCCUCAGCCUUCCCAUCACUGCCAAGGUGGCCACCCAUCUCUCCACGCCGCAGGGGCUCCGAUUCAAGACGACCACAGAGACCACGGUGGAGGUGCAGUGGGAGCCCUUCUCAUUCCCCUUCGAUGGGUGGGAGGUCAGCUUCACUCCAAAGAACAAUGAAGGAGGGGUGAUUGCCCAGCUCCCCAGUGACGUCACAUCUUUCAAUCAGACGGGGCUAAAGCCUGGGGAGGAAUACAUUGUCAAUGUGGUGGCUCUGAAAGAGCAAGCCCGGAGCCCCCCUACCUCGGCCAGCGUCUCCACUGUCAUUGAUGGGCCCACGCAGAUCCUAGUUCGAGAUGUCUCCGACACCGUGGCCUUCGUGGAGUGGACCCCACCUCGAGCCAAAGUCGAUUUCAUUCUCCUAAAGUACGGCCUGGUGGGCGGGGAAGGCGGGAAAACCACCUUCCGGCUGCAGCCUCCCCUGAGCCAGUACUCGGUGCAGGCCCUGCGGCCGGGCUCCCGAUACGAGGUGUGGGUCAGCGCGGUCCGCGGAGCCAACGAGAGCGAGGCCAGCACCACCCAGUUCACAACAGAGAUUGAUGCCCCCAAGAACCUGCGGGUUGGUUCCCGCACAGCAACCAGCCUUGACCUGGAGUGGGACAACAGUGAGGCAGAGGUUCAGGAGUACAAGGUUGAGUACAGCACCUUGGCGGGCGAGCAGUACCAUGAGCUGCUGGUCCCCAAAAGCAUCGGACCAACCAGCAGAGCCACGCUCACCGAUCUGGUGCCUGGCACUGAGUAUGGGAUUGGAAUAUCCGCCGUCAUGAACUCACAGCAAAGCGUACCAGCCACCAUGAACGCCAGAACCGAACUCGACAGUCCUCGAGACCUCAUGGUGACAGCCUCCUCAGAAACCUCCAUCUCCCUCAUCUGGACCAAGGCCAGUGGCCCCAUUGACCAUUACCGAAUUACCUUUACCCCAUCCUCUGGGAUCGCCUCUGAAGUCACUGUGCCCAAGGACAGGACCUCGUAUACACUGACAGAUCUAGAGCCCGGCGCAGAGUACAUCAUUUCAAUCACAGCUGAGAGGGGCCGGCAGCAGAGUCUAGAGUCCACUGUGGAUGCCUUCACAGGCUUCCGCCCCAUCUCCCAUUUGCACUUUUCUCACGUGACCUCCUCCAGUGUGAACAUCACCUGGAGUGACCCAUCCCCUCCGGCAGACAGACUCAUUCUCAACUACAGCCCCCGGGAUGAAGAGGAAGAAAUGAUGGAGGUCUCCCUGGAUGCCACCAAGAGGCAUGCUGUCCUGAUGGGCCUGCAGCCAGCUACCGAAUACAUUGUGAAUCUGGUGGCAGUCCAUGGCACAGUGACCUCUGAGCCCAUCGUGGGCUCCAUCACCACAGGAAUUGAUCCUCCCAAAGACAUCACAAUUAGCAAUGUGACCAAGGACUCAGUUAUGGUCUCCUGGAGCCCUCCUGUUGCAUCUUUUGAUUACUACCGAGUAUCCUAUCGGCCAACACAAGUGGGACGACUGGACAGCUCAGUGGUGCCCAACACGGUGACAGAAUUCACCAUCACCAAGCUGUACCCAGCUACAGAAUAUGAAAUCAGCCUCAACAGCGUGCGGGGCAGGGAGGAGAGUGAGAGGAUCUGCACACUUGUGCACACAGCCAUGGACAAUCCUGCGGAUCUGACUGCUACCAACAUCACCCCAACCGAAGCCCUGCUGCAAUGGAAGGCACCCAUGAGUGAAGUAGAGAACUAUGUCAUUGUUCUCACACACUUUGCAGUUGCUGGAGAGACCAUCCUGGUUGAUGGAGACAGUGAGGAAUUCCAGCUUGUUGACCUGCUUCCUAGGACCCACUACACUGUCACCAUGUAUGCCACCAGUGGGCCUCUCACCAGUGGUACCGUCAGUACCAACUUCUCUACCCUCCUGGAUGCUCCUGAAAAUCUGACAGCCAGUGAAGUCACCAGACAAAGCGCCCUGAUCUCCUGGCAGCCUCCCAGAGCAGAGAUUGAGAACUACGUCUUGACCUACAAAUCCACUGAUGGAAGCCGCAAGGAGCUGAUUGUGGACGCAGAGGACACGUGGAUCCGACUGGAGGGCCUGUCCGAGAGCACAGACUACACGGUGCUCCUGCAGGCGGCGCAGGACACUGCGCGGAGCAGCAUCACCUCCACCGCCUUCGCCACAGGGGGCCGGGUCUUCCCUCAUCCUCAAGACUGUGCCCAGCAUUUGAUGAAUGGAGACACUCUGAGUGGGGUUUAUACCAUCUUCCUCAACGGAGAGCUAAGCCAGAAGUUACAGGUGUACUGCGACAUGACCACCGAUGGGGGUGGCUGGAUUGUAUUCCAGAGGCGGCAGAAUGGUCAAACUGAUUUUUUCCGGAAAUGGGCUGAGUACCGUGUUGGCUUUGGGAACCUGGAGGAUGAAUUUUGGCUGGGGCUGGACAACAUACACAGGAUCACGUCCCAGGGCCGCUACGAGCUGCGUGUGGACAUGCGUGACGGGCAGGAGGCCGCCUUCGCCUCCUACGACAGGUUCUCUGUUGAGGACAGCAGAAGCCUGUACAAACUCCGCCUGGGAGGUUACAACGGCACCGCAGGGGACUCUCUCAGCUACCAUCAGGGCCGCCCAUUCUCCACGGAGGACAGAGACAAUGACAUAGCAGUUACCAACUGUGCCAUGUCAUACAAGGGGGCCUGGUGGUAUAAGAACUGCCACCGGACCAACCUCAACGGGAAAUACGGCGAGUCCAGGCACAGUCAGGGGAUCAACUGGUACCACUGGAAAGGCCAUGAGUUCUCUAUCCCCUUCGUGGAGAUGAAGAUGCGCCCAUACAGCCACCGUCUCGUGGCAGGGAGGAAACGGCGGUCCUUGCAGUUCUAA
Messenger RNA from Rangifer tarandus platyrhynchus (Svalbard reindeer), 4077 nucleotides. The record is from the annotation of a GenBank genome assembly. NCBI's taxonomy places the organism in Eukaryota, Metazoa, Chordata, Mammalia, Artiodactyla, Cervidae.